AUGACCACAUUAGCGGCAGAGCCGUUCAUUUCGGCCUCUCUCUCUCUCUCUCCAUCUCCGUUGCCACCGCCAGCUGCGGUGGCAACUCUCUCCGAUCCUCCUAUAAAAUGCUCCAACUUCCUCCAAUCCCAACAACCGAAGCUCCUCAUCUCUUCCCUCUCAAACAAUCCCUCGCCGCUCGCCCCGCCUACGAAGAUGCAUCGCGCAUCUGCUCUUGUAGUCCUCCUCCUUGCCGCCGCCGCCGUCUCCGGCUUGGCACAAGCCCCCUCGGAGUCGCCAAAGGCCGCGACUCCAGCCCCAACUGGUUCCGUCGCGAAGGCUCCGGUCGUCGCGAAGGCUCCAGUCGUCGCGGCGAAUGCGCCAGAAUCGUCGGCGAAGACUCCCUCUCCAGCGAAGUCUCCUGCUUCCGAAACUCCCAGCGAGUCUCCCGCGUCGGCGCCAGGGCCAGGGUCAGAAGCCGAUUCCCCUGCGACUUCUCCCUCCGCCGCGGACGCACCAACUGCCGAAGACGGUGCUGACUCUCCAGCAUCCGCUCCGGCUCCUUCCGGCGAAGCAAGCGACGAGCAUAUAAGUGGCGCAAACCCUGCUGCCGUGGUCUCCGUCAGCGGGCUGGCCGCGGCUUUCGUUGCCGUUGUCGCUCUUUAA
Messenger RNA from Zingiber officinale, 645 nucleotides. Its product is annotated as mucin-1-like. The record is from RefSeq and is a predicted model, not a curated record. The coding region runs from base 1 to 645 and encodes 214 amino acids. The transcript has a single exon. NCBI's taxonomy places the organism in Eukaryota, Viridiplantae, Streptophyta, Magnoliopsida, Zingiberales, Zingiberaceae.